CAGGUGGUCGGUGAAUCCCCCUUCCACACCCCUCCCACGUUUGCGAGACUGACUGGGCUCGCAGCUGUCAAAUACGAAAAGGCUUGAGCUUCGAUAUCGUCAAGGGAGCCAUAAUAUCAGGGUCCUCCAGAUCCAAACUGGUGUGAUCAUUACGUAGGUAGGGAACUCGAUUCUCGGAUUGACUAACCGAGGUGAUGUCGUUUCCUCCUCCUCCUCCUCCUCCUCCUCCUCCUCUUCUUCUUCUUCUUCUUUUUAUUCCUUCAUCAAGCUCUUUUCUUCCAUGAGUCAGUUUGCUUUGCCGGUCCAGUCUCUUCGGGCGUCAAAUGGCUAAAAGAGCAGCAACCAAUCGCACCUCUAGUGACAAAUUCGAGGUCGAUCGCAGAACCAAUAUUCUUGUAUGUACUAUUGUGCUGCAUAGGCAUGUAGCAGGUCAAGUGGCUUGCCCGCUUCCCAAAACUGCUUCCCAGUCAAGUCUGAAAAAAUAAAGACUAUUUUUUCUGCGAUCGAUCUCAAAGUCAUCAUUCUCGGAUGCCGACUUGACGAGCCCCAUGUCUUAAGUCGACGCCGAUUCGAGUGCCAAUGAGCCUAUUAUGUCCUGCAUGCAUGAGAGUGCAGUUGGGACAAGCACAUACACUCACCGUCUCUUACACGAUCUUGAGAGACUUUGUUAGUGCCCCUCGGUUGAGAAGGUCCCGAAAUGUUUCUUCGACAGCAUGGGCUAUCGUUAGGAUGCGAGAUCAGGUGAUUCGGAAUAUAUCAUCUGAGCGGAUGCUCCUCAAUGAGACUCUGGUAUUCACGAAUGACCUGAGGAUUACGGGAAAUGAAGCUGUUGGAGGCUUCUAGAGACGUCCAUUUCUCACAUGGAUGGAUACCUUAGUAUUCACCUGAGAAUUGCAUAAAUGGAGGGGCUAGAGGGGUCAGAAUCUUGGAGGGGUCCUUUGAAGGGGCAGACCAGGGACCAGAUGGACAAGGGCGCAAGCAGCCGGCAUCUGCCCUGGAAAAUUCUGCAAGGGCUGGCCAGCCUAAAGUAGCCAGCCAUGAUGGAGGGAGCUCAUACGGAUAGGGAGCGACUUACUGGUACACAUGCACCCGGACACCCACAGAGAUGCACACUGAAUAGAAAGCACUUAAGGGGAGCAAUUAUGUCGAAAGGCCAAACAUGGUAAAUACUGGAUAAAAGACUGGCCCGCCUCUUUUCACCCAUGAAUACUCUGCUCCAAGGUGAUCGAUCAGUGAAGUCGUUAUAAGUUGGCAACCUCCCUUUCUCCCUCCCUCAUGAGACAAGAGCUAAUAAAGAGCUUACCACCACCAUCCACAAGGUUUUGAAACUGAUGAACGGCUAGCAGCGCGCCUAAACUCGCCGAGAAGACAGCUAACCUACCUAACUGAACGUUGUGCCCUCUUAGCCGGGUGGGUAUACGUCAUGAAAUCACCCGUCCAUCAAUAAAAGCUCCGCAGAACCGGACAAGCACAUGCUUGUCAACGCACUGUUGACCCUAUCUACAGUACCCUGCACCUUGGGUAUCCUUAUCAGAGGAUGGAGGUAGAAGAAGUAGAAGUAGAAGUAGAAAACAUCAGAUUUGGCCAUUUAUACAGCCUGUUCCUUGCAUGAGUUCAGACGCCUUGCCCACCUCAACUGGCCCCGUGUCUCUUUUGUGGUAUUCAUGGAUAGAUGGGUGAUUGAUUGAUCCGUCAACACAUAUCUAGCAAAAACGAUCGAAGCCGACGACAAAAUUCGGAGCUGUCAAGGAGCUGUCUGGUUGCCUAUUGGCCUAAUGCUGUGUCAUCACCUGGUAAUGAUGAUGCUAGGUUGCUUGGCUCUCAUGGCUGUCGACAAGGAUUAGGAGGUUAACCAGGUAGGGCUCAAUAGCACGCCAGCAACUAUGUAAGGCCACACGUCAAGCCGCUAUAACGAUUUCUCAUCAGCCUUCAUCAUUGAUAAUAUUCCUAGACGGGAUCUACCACCAAGCUCAAGUCCAAUCAUCCCAUAAGGAGGACUAGCCUUCCUCGCUCAUCCCCAUGCCAAGUCUUAUAACCUUGACGAUGACUGGGAAAAAACGGCAAUCCGAUAAGCUUCCAUUUCUCAACGGGACACCACGCGGCUAAAGUGCCCCGUGGUUGACCUGCAUUAUCUAGAAACAGAAACCAGCCAUACACAAUUCAGAUAUGCCAGUGUCAAAAAGUAAAAGCGAAGUACCUUGCUGUCCAAUACCCUACCAGCCUACAGACGGGUGUCUAGCACGCCACCGCGCUCAUCAUAUCGUCUUCUGUAGCGGGAACUGAUCUAACUGUAAGCUCCCACUGAGUCGAUAUCGAAGCUUUCGAGGUACCAAGAAAGCCAUUUUGAGACCAUUUUCGCUCCUCCCAAGCCUGUCUCUCCCGUCCGCCCGCCUUAGUAGGUACCGAUGGUCAGGCAAGUAAUAAGUUAGGUAGGUACCUCCCUAAGGUAAGGUACUCGUACGUCUCAAAAUGCUCUUACUCCAUGUCUAAGGUCGGUCGACAUUUUAUGUAUGUACCGACGGGAAUUUGAUCCACUCGACUGCGACGGGAUGCGAUGACGAAGUAGGUACCCAAUACUACCGUGCCUACCAGAAACUAGAAAAAAAAAGACCCACUGUGACUUCCAUGGAACCCCGCCUCUUAGGUUGUUGUAGCCUCUAGGUAGACUACGUACCUUAAAACGAUAUCUACAGCAUUAUCAAAUUAUCCCACAACGUUUAAACAACAUCCUGAUAAUUUAUCUGAGUCGAUUGCCUCGCCUGCCUACCUUGCCUUGUACCUUCGACACACUUACAUCCUCUUUCACACGUGUCAAGGAUCAAUCAGAGCUGCAGGAAAACCACGCAUCUCGUCCUUUCUUCGUCUCUCUCCUUGUUCCGUCAUUUUUCAUCUACCUCUCCCACAUCGUCACAGCUCACCGCAAGCUUCAAAACCCGCACCACAAACGUCACCAUGGGUAAAACACAACCAAACCUCUUCGCAUUUCGCAACGUUGACGCUCUCGCCCCGGCGUUGCGUUCGUACGUUAUCCAAAGCCAAGCUGCCGGUAUCGCCCGGCACGGCGCUUUCAAAGUGGGUGUAUCUGGUGGUUCGCUCCCCAAGACGCUCGCCCAGGCCCUCCUGGCCCCCUCUUCGGGCCCCAACGAUGUCGUCGAUUUCAAGCGCUGGGAAAUUUUCUUUGCUGAUGAGCGCGCUGUGCCCCUCGACCACGAAGACUCCAACUACGCCCUCCUCAAGAAGGAACUUCUGGACAAGAUCCCCGAGGACCAGAAGCCCACCGUGCACCCCAUCGACACAGAACACUUGAACGACUUGCAAGAGCUUGCCGACCAGUACGAGAAAACACUCGUUGCCAGCUUCGCCAGCCGCGACUCGGUCCGUCUGCCUAUCUUCGACCUCCUCCUCCUCGGCUGCGGUCCCGACGGACACACCUGCUCUCUUUUCCCUGGCCAUGAACUGCUCCGUGAAGUCGACGCCUGGGUUGCCCCCAUUGAAGACUCCCCCAAGCCUCCCCCCAAGCGCAUCACCCUCACUCUUCCAGUCGUCAACCACUCCGUUCGUGUCGCGUUCGUCGCUACUGGCGGCGGCAAGAAAGAGAUCAUGAAGCAGAUCUUCGAUAACGACGGUGGUCUGCCUUGCACUCUUGUCAAUGAGGGCACUGGUGAGCGCUGCAGCUGGUUCGUCGACGAGCCUGCUGUCGAGGGCGUCAGCUUUCCGCGAAGGGCUUUCCUAUGAUACCAUCACCCAAGCUAGCUUUAAUAAAAAAGCACCUCUACCCAGUAUUUGAGCUUUAGCCUGACUCACCAUAGCAUGCAAACGACGUCAACGUGCUGUCGCACUAGAUGGAGUCUGGCAUCGUGCGAAAAUCUCAGAGGAGCUGGAUGUUCAGCUUCCAAUUCAUCACUCCUUUUAACGCCCCUCACGAUAUUGGGAGGACUGAAAACACUAUAAGACGCAUCAAAUCUCCGAGUCGGCAAGGAUAUAAACGGCAAUGCUAUAUCGCAACCGGCCCUGAUCGAUGAACCCCUAAGUACCAUUUAUGACUGCUAUAUCCCGAUGAUGAUACUCGUUUUUGCGUGGGCAUCAUUUAGAGGCGUUUGUUUGGAGGCCCGGGAUUUUCCAGAUUUUAUGACAACGAAAAUCACAUCCAAAAAAGAAAGAGAAAAAAAAAAGAUCAAAUAAAUCCAAAAAAAAAAAAAAAAAAAAAAAAAAAAAAAAAAUAAAGAAAGAAAGAAAGAAAGAAAAUUCAAUACCAUGGUUUCGAGCUAGAGAAGAAGGUGUUUUGAAAGAAUUGUGGUUGAUUUACCAAUUUCCGUUUUAACUCGAUAUCCGGUCGAUAUAUGCCAACACGCACAAGGAAGAGAUAGAGAGCCUAUUCUGCUGGUCAUGUUCUCGUUUCGAGCCCAAUUGACAUAGCUAGAGCAGCUCAGUCCCAAACAUGAUUAAAAAAUGAGUCUAUAUACAACAUGAAGAAAGCGCAUCAUCUGAUGUGAUGUCGCUGAUCUAGGUAAUAUGUCGUUCAUCUGAUGUCCAAACCCGCGCACGGAGCAUUGCCAAGUUAUGCAAUGCCUUACACGGCUCUCCAGACUGCUCCGGCUCUUGGGGUAUCUUCCAUUUCAUCGUCCCGGUUCAUUCUCUCAAUCCACUCAUCUUCACGAGCAAACGCAUCCCGCUCAAUAUCGUCCAUGACAGCCAAUUCAGUCAGCAUGCCCUGAACAAGCUCCCUUGACCCUUCUACUAUGCGAUGCAGACUUGAUUGAUCCUUGGAUUCUCCUUCUUGAUCAUCAGGGGCAAAAUCUCCCAAUUGAUCGAGUUGUCGCUUUAUGGUGUCCAAUCGUCGUACCAAGCCAGCGCAUUCGUCCUUCCAUGCAGAAUCAAGCUCGCCAAUAAACAGCACGUCGUUCUCCUGGAUGAGAGCUCCGCCUGCACGUCUCGCUUCUUCGAUUUCGCACAUGCCAUCAACCCAUCGUUCGAAUCGCCUUACGACCCUAGCAUAGCGACCGCCGGGUUCCUCCAGCGCCCAUAGGCCAGCUAGGGCUGCAUCUAGAAUUUGUAUGCGCUCUUCCAGACCACCGCCAAUAGACCACUUACGGAGUGCCAGGAUGUUCUCCCUCUCAACCUCUGCCUUCUCUUGGUCAUCAAUCUGUUUGCUCGCGCUAGCAAGCUCUGAAAAUCGCUCCCCAAGUUUGCGCUGGGCACUAGCUCUCCAGGUAGCAUCAACGGUCGGUGCAUCUCGAUGCAAAAGAUGAAGUUGCAGAAGCUCGGUUUGUAACCGGCUUGUCUCAGCGGAUGCAGCGACGUUGGCCGGAAGUUUGGACGGCGAUGGCGGAGCGAGGAAUGUUGAUGUCAGUGGUUUGGGCGCAGAGGACUUGGCUGGCGAGUAGUGUUGUUGGAGAGUUGAGAAGGCCGGGCGAAGGCGUGGUGCGGCGCCCGGGAGCUUCUCGUUGGUCGAAGUAGUCGACGUCCGAGUAGGACGAGUGGUAGUUGUUGUGGUAGUAGUGCUGCUAGCUGAUGAACCAGAAGAAGGAGGUCUCAAGACUGGCGCAUUUCUCAAGCCAGUAGCAGUGCUCUUUGCGCGUGUAUGCGUAGGGGCAGGUGCCUUUCUAGUUGUUUGCGUUGGGCCAUCUGCCGAGGUUGGUCUCACCGCUGGUCGAGGUCUUGUAGUCGUAGUUGAGGGGGGAUAUCGAGUUUCCCUCUUCGCAGGCUCGGAUGUUACUGGCUUAGCAGGCUGUCGGACAGAUGUCGCCCUGGAGAGUCCUGUGGUUGUCCCAUUUCUCAAUAUUCUCACAUUGCUAGAUGUUGUCGCACUUCUAGUCAAGGGUUUUACAGGAAGGCGACUCGGUGAACCGUCUGGGGCGUUCGCAUUAGCAUUGGCAGUGGUUGUGGUGGAAGAAGCGGGUUUUCGAAGUGAUCGUGAGCGCUGUAACGUGGACAUAGUGAUAUCCGUCACAGUCUGUCGCACGACGGAUUAAACGGGUUCGGGAUUGAUAGUAGCUAUUAAGUGAAUGUUUAUUGUGAUGAAGCUUGGGGAAAUCAGGGUCGCUUGGGCUACCGAUACGGUAAGAAAGUGGACCUGCCCGCCCUGAGGAGGCUUCCAUCCGUUAGCCGGGGCACGGUGAGUGGACGGCAACCCUGGAACAUGGAAGGACCCGGUGAGCCUCUACCUACCUAGGUACAAGUAGUUAAGCUGUCUGGGCUGUUAAGGUACAGUGUAUGUUGACUUGAACGCACGCGCCGACUUAUCUGACAGAACUCCAUCUGAACUCAAACCUACCUACCUUAAGGCUCAGGCGUGGAUAUCAAGGAAUGCUGCUCUUGCAUAAGAGCUUGUCUUAGUCGAGUUCUAGACUAUCAGAGGCAGGGAGAAUAGGGAAGCAGUCCACAUAGUUGAAUCUGUGCACGAGUCCUGCUGUGACCUCUCGUAACCAUCAAAUCAAGAUUACACAUUCAUAUCAGUCUUAAAAACUUAUCGGGUUGGGUCUACGCCUGUAUCUUCGGU
Molecule: messenger RNA, 6499 nt
Organism: Fusarium verticillioides 7600
Lineage: Eukaryota; Fungi; Ascomycota; Sordariomycetes; Hypocreales; Nectriaceae
Product: 6-phosphogluconolactonase
Exons: 3
Coding region: 2953-3735 (260 amino acids)
Biological process (GO): pentose-phosphate shunt; carbohydrate metabolic process
Molecular function (GO): 6-phosphogluconolactonase activity
Source: RefSeq, a predicted model, not a curated record